AAACACUGGUCAUAUUGGGGUGCACAUUUCCUCACGCAUAUAUUACAAUAUCUACUAUUGGCUUGUUUUACCACAGUAUUCAUGUUCCCUUGUAAGAAUCAUAUAUUAUCAUAUUGGCAAAGUGGUCUAUUACAUAACUGGUUAAAUUUUUUAACUGCAAUCGAUAGUAUCAUUACAAUUUAUGUCGGGUGUUUAUUUAUCAAUCGACCAAGUGCUGCAACAGUAUUAUUUGGAUCAACGAUAUUAAUUGUUAUCUUUGUGAUGAUUAUCAUCUUUUUCACACCACUGGAAUAUUUAGCGACUGUCUACUGUUUGAUCAUAUUAGUAUUUCCUUUCGCCGACCCAUUUUUGGCUUUACUACUAACAGAAUUUAGAUUGAGAUGUGAGAAAGUAUUCCUGUUUGGGAAAUCUGAUGUCGACUAUAUCACAUCAUUAUCUCGUCUAUUACAGUAUGAGCAUAAUAAAGCUAGUCAAACUAUACAUUUAGUGCGAAUAUUCAUUUUUAGUGGCCUGUUUAUCGGAACAAAUGUUUACAUUCAUCAUAUUAGACCGCAUCAAAGAAAAGUGAAUUAUUAUAAAGUGCUUAAACAGUUGAGACCGUUAAGUGAAAUGAAGACAAAACAUUUACCACCAUUGGUACGAAAGGAAACUGAGAAAGUUCAUGAAUUUACAAGACAUCCAAAAUCUAGUAAUACAGUUGCAUUUGUAUACAAUUUAACAAAAAUUUAUUUAACCGGUGCAUUGUCAUACGUUCGUCGACUUCUUCUCCUGUUUAAUUCAAAAAAUAGACCUAUCCAACAUGCUAAAGUAGCUAUUGAAGGCGUUUCAUUUAUGGUUGGACAUGGUGAAAUGUUUGGUAUACUCGGUCCAAGUGGUGCUGGAAAAUCCACCUUACUCGAAUGUCUAUCAAGUAUAAUAAAUCAAACAUUCGGUGAAGUUGGUGUAAUUAAUCCAAAGAUUGGUAAACUUGUACCGAAUUCAGUUGCUGUUAAAAAUGGUCUAAUCGGUUUCUGUCCACAGUAUAAUCCAAUUUGGCCACAAUUAACAGUUAGAGAACAUUUUGUCAUUUAUUCUGUUAUGCGUAAUGUUAAUAAACGUAUAUUAAAACAACAUGUCAACUCCAUCUUGAUGUUAGUUGGUCUAGUUAAAUACAGUAAUACUAUUUCAGGAUCACUAUCUGGAGGAUGCAAACGUCGGUUGUCAAUGGGUAUCAGUUUAGUCGGUGAUCCAAGUUUAGUGAUAAUGGAUGAACCAUCGUGUGGUGUAGAUCCACGAUCUAGAAGAAGUUUAUGGAGCACUUUGUUAAAGUGUAUCAAGGGAACAAACAGAGGUUGUAUUGUAUCAACACAUGCUACUGAUGAAGCUGAAGCUGUCUGUGAUACAUUAGCCAUACUUGUCAAUGGAUGUACACUAUCUAUCGGUUCACCAUAUCUUACAAAAGGUACAUGUAGUAAAGGCUUGAUUGUUGAUGUGAAAAUGUCACGUGAUUACAACUUACCACCAGCAAAUGCCGAUGAUGAAGUACAACAUAAUAUGGAGGCAUUUAUUCGACGAAUACGUAUUAUGUGUAAAGAUAUAACAAUAAUUGAUCAAUUCGGUGAUCGUGUUUGCUUACAAAUUGAUUCACAUUUGGAACAACCAUUUAAGGCAACAUUAAAUAGAUUAUUAACAGCUCAUCAGUCUGGAUUAGUUGAAGAUUUUAAUUUAACUACACCAACUUUAGAACAGGCAUAUUUUGAAUUGGCUAAAGCCUAUUCUAAACAAAAGGCAACUAUCAAUUAA
Trichobilharzia szidati is the source of this 1782-nucleotide messenger RNA. The record is from the annotation of a GenBank genome assembly. NCBI's taxonomy places the organism in Eukaryota, Metazoa, Platyhelminthes, Trematoda, Strigeidida, Schistosomatidae.